CCGCUCAGUUAAACGUCAUUACCGCGCGCCGUCAGGGAGCGCGUCAGAGGCCGGACCACGUGUACUGUGUUGACUGUCAAAGUCUCUGGGAGCCCCAUUUCCGGAAGCGGUGAGUUCUGAGAGAAGUUCCUGCACCAUAGUUCCCCAAGUCUGCGAGUCUCCAACUAUGAGCGCCUCAGGAGUACUGUCCUUUACCCAGCAAGGAUGGGAGCAGGUGCUGGCCAAAGUGAAACGGGCUGUGGUUUACUUGGACGCCACCUGCGUCGAAUGCCUGCACUGGGGCUGCGGAUCCACCCGUCUCCUAGAGGCUGUGGGGAGUCCUGAGUGUCACCUUCGAGAGUUCGAGCCCGACGCAGUUGGUGGUGGAGCCAAGCAGCCCAAGGCGGUGUUUGUGUUGAGCCGCCUGCUGAAAGGCCGGACCGUGGAGAUCCUACGGGACAUCAUCUGCCGCAGUCACUUCCAGUAUUGUGUGGUGGUCACAGCCGUGAGCCAUGCUGUCCACCUCACAGCUAAUCAUGUCCCAGCGGCGGCAGCGGCCGAGAUGGAGGGGCAGCAGCCGGUGUUCGAGCAGCUGGAGGAGAAGCUGUGUGAAUGGAUGGGCAACAUUAAUUACACCGCUGAGGUGUUCUAUGCCCCGUUAUUGCUUGCCCCUGUCGCUCCCCACCUGGCGUUGACUCCAGCCUUUGCAUCCCUUUUCCCACUGCUACCCCAGGAUGUGCAUCUCCUUAAUAGUGCCCGACCGGAUAAAAGGAAGCUGGGCAGCCUGGGUGAUGUGGACGCCACUGCCCUAACCCCGGAGCUGCUCCUGCAGAUCAGGUGCCUGGUGUCAGGCCUCAGUUCUCUGUGUGAACAUUUAGGAGUACGGGAGGAGUGUUUUGCUGUAGGUUCCUUAAGUCGGGUCAUCGCUGCGGAUCUGGCCAAUUAUGCCCCUGCCAAGAACAGGAGGAAGACUGCUGCGGGCAGGGCAUCAGUGAUUUUUGUGGACAGAACCCUGGAUCUCACAGGAGCAGUUGGACAUCAUGGAGACAACUUAGUAGAGAAGAUCAUAUCAGCACUUCCCCAGCUCCCAGGCCACACAAAUGAUGUGAUGGUUAACAUGAUAGAGCUCACUUCACUCCAAACUGAGGAGGAAAAUUAUAAUGUGGUUGCACCAGGCUGUCUUGCACAAUCCAAUGACACCACAGCCAAAGCCCUGUGGGAAGCUUUACUGAACACCAAGCACAAAGAGGCAGUGAUGGAGGUUCGGAGACAUCUAGUGGAAGCGGCAAGCAGAGAGAACCUGCCAAUCAAGAUGAGUAUGGGGAGAGUCACGCCGGGACAGCUCAUGUCCUAUAUUCAGCUCUUCAAGAACAACCUCAAAGCUCUAAUGAAUCAUUGUGGACUCCUCCAGCUUGGGCUGGCCACAGCUCAAACGCUGAAACACCCGCAGACUGCCAAGUGGGACAAUUUUCUGGCUUUUGAAAGGCUCCUUCUUCAGAGCAUUGGGGAGUCAGCAAUGUCUGUGGUGUUAAAUCAGCUGUUGCCCAUGAUUAAGCCUGUAACCCAGAGAACCAAUGAGGACUACAGCCCUGAGGAACUGCUGAUCCUUCUCAUAUAUAUUUAUUCUGUCACUGAAGAGCUCACAGCAGACAAAGACCUGGGUGAAGCAGAAGAAAAAGUCAAGAAAGCAUUGGCUCGGGUCUUUUGUGAGGAGUCUGAAUUGUCACCUUUGCUGCAAAAAAUCACAGACUGUGACUCUUCAAUUAACCUGACGUUUCACAAAUCCAAAAUUGCCACGGAUGAACUCUUUACUUCACUUCGGGAUAUUGCCGGAGCUCGGAGUCUCAUGAAACAGUUCAAGUCUGUGUAUGUUCCUGGAAACCAUACCCACCAGGCAUCUUAUAAGCCAUUGUUGAAGCAAGUUGUGGAGGAGAUAUUUCAACCCGAGAGGCCAGAUUCCGCUGACAUUGAACACGUGUCUUCAGGCCUCACUGAUCUCCUUAAAACUGGAUUCAGCAUGUUCAUGAAGGUGAGCCGGCCUCAUCCUAGUGACCACCCACUCCUGAUCCUCUUUGUGGUAGGUGGGGUCACAGUCUCUGAAGCCAAAAUGGUCAAAGAUCUUGUGGCGUCGUUGAAGCCAGGAACCCAGGUAAUCGUGCUGUCCACACGACUCCUGAAGCCACUUAACAUUCCUGAGCUGUUAUUUGCAACUGACCGACUGCAUCCAGACCUUGGCUUCUGAGCAUCCACUUAGAAGAUAAGACCUACUCAAGCUGGAAAUGCCAAUACAGUUUUCUGCCACCAUUCCAAGUACUCCUCCACAACCAGCGUCCCUGUCACUGAUUGCGAGUAUGACCGAAUUCUGCCUAAAGGGUCCUGAUACCUACACAGCGAGGUACUUUGCUUGGAUUGCUGUCGUUCUUAAAAAAAAAAAAAAAAGGUUUUUUAAAUUUUCCUGAAGGUGACAAUCUGUCUUUCAGCUAGUCUAAUUCGUGAUCAUUUCCAUUUAUCCUUAACCCUCUGUGAUCUUCCUGAUUCCACCUACAAGUUCAUUAAUUCUAAAUAAAAGGCUGUUGGCACGUGUUGGUCCAUUACAACUCUUUUAAUUUGAAGUUGCUCGAGAAGUUAGACAUGCUUUCGAAUUAUGAGUGUGAGGAAAGUUUGGUGUUCCUUAGGAUUAUAUAGCUGAGAAGGUAACAUUGCAAAUAGGGUCUGAGGCUUUGUUUCUCUCUUGCUCUGAAACGUUUCUGAAAAGGCAAAGAAGGGAGGGGUAGUGUCUGGGACAGUGCUGGUAGCCUGCGUGUGUUGCAAAUUAUCCUGCCAUAACAAAGGACGGCAUUGUUCCAGCUGGCCCACUGGGCAGGUCUGCCAGGCUACUUAGAACUGGAAUGGGAAGGAGAUUGAUUCGAGGGCUAUCUGUGUAUAAAAGGUUUCCUCCCCUCCAAAGAAAGGCCCCAACACAAGCUAUCUGGUCCCAGGGAGUCUGAAUUGUAACAGCAACCCCUGUGGACUUUGCGGGUAUGAAUUUCUAUUGAAAUAUAAAGCUUUCUUUUCUGUAAGUGUAAGUUUUCCAUCUGAGCAUAGCAGAAAAACAUAGACCCACCUAGUGAAGUUACAUAAGAACUCCAGGAGAAAAAUGAACCGCUUGCAACUCACACAUUUGUAGCUAUAUGGUCGAUGGAAGUUUCUGGGAUCCAUGUUGGUAAUAACGAGAUAAAACUGAAAAGGUUUUUAUUGUGGAUUAAACAGGUAGAGAAAAUAAAAUGUAAACCAAACACUCACAUGUGUCUGAUUUUAGCUCUCUACAAAACACUGUCAUUUUCUGAAAGAACUGUGAAGUUGGAGACUGUUUUGAGAUGUAAGCAAAGCAGGAUGUUUGCAGACACAGACACGCUUUUUCUUGCCUAAGUAUGUUUUCCACACAAUAUCAGUUCUUUCAAGAGGAGACCUCAGGUGCUUUUCUCAUUCUACUAAUCUUAAAGUAUUGAAUUUGAAUAAGAAAGGAAAUGGUAAACAUUCAUUAGAAAUGUUCAAGCAGAGAUUAUUCUUUUCUAAAAUAAAAAAAUGGAAAGUAA
Callithrix jacchus (white-tufted-ear marmoset) is the source of this 3554-nucleotide messenger RNA. RefSeq names its product sec1 family domain containing 2 (gene SCFD2). Gene Ontology annotation, biological process: vesicle-mediated transport. NCBI's taxonomy places the organism in Eukaryota, Metazoa, Chordata, Mammalia, Primates, Cebidae. The record is from RefSeq and is a predicted model, not a curated record.